UCAGUUUCCAUCACUUCCAUCUCUCUAAUUCUCUGCAAAUUAUUUUCACUUCAUAGCACCAUUCGCCGCCGUGGAUGGCGGCCGCCGCCACGUCAGACACUUUACCGGAGGCAUUAGACGACUCACUGCUGGCCAGCAGGCGUAGUUAUUGGAUUAUUAUUUUUAAUUUUUAUUUUUAUGGGUGGUUGCUUUUUCGUCAGAAAUUCUCCUUUGUUUCUGAAGUUUGGAGUUUGCGGUACAUUGAAAUUCCGUAGAAGUUGCACAGCUGUAAACUACAGCAACAUCUUCCGCAAUUUUUACAGCCGCGUCUCUGCUGUGGAAGACUGUGAUUAUUCCAGCAGCUCAGAGAGUGAAAUUAAUGUUUUAGCGGUGAAAUCUGGUGAGUGUCGAAGCACUGGCCUGUAUUUUGCUGUUGCUAGAGUUCUCAAGACAUUGAAUGUGAGGAUUGCGAGAGAUGUUUGCUUUUCUGCGACUGUGGAGAAGUAUGGCUUUGAUCAAUCGUUCUCAGCUUUUAAUAUGUUGAUGCAUAUAUAUGCGCGUGCUGAGAUGGAAACGGAGGUUUAUGCAUUGCUUAGGAAGAUUGUGUAUUAUUGUCAAAAGGCUGAGCUCAAUUUGUUUGGUGUGUCGCAUGCUUUAUUGUGUUGUGAUAGUGAUGAAGAAGGAUUGAAUUUUGUUUUAAAUGUGCUUGUGAAGUUUUUUGCUUUGAAUCUGUUGUUUGAGAAUGCGUUGGCUGCGGUGGCACAGGCUAGGAAGCUUGGCAUUCGGCCUAGCAUCCAAUCGUUCAAUUUAUUGCUGAAACACUUAGGGGAAGCCAAUGAGAGGGAAUCUGUGAGGACUUUGUUCAGGGAAAUGAAGAGUUGUGGACCAUUUCCUGAUGUACAGACCUAUGAAGUCGUGAUGAGUUUUUACUGCAGAAUGCCUCGUGGAACGGAUGGAGUAUAUAUUGAAAAAGCGAGUAGCUUUAUGAAGGAAAUGGAGAUAGUCGGAAUUAGUCCUUCUGUUGUAACAUAUGGUACAUUCGUUCUUGGGCUGUGUAGAGUUGGUGCUCUUGAGGUUGCUUGGUGCUAUAUCCGAGGGUUGAAAUGUAACGGUCAUCCAUGUGACUGUUACUGCUAUACUGUAGUUAUUCAUGGGUUUGUGAAAAUAGGUGAACUAGAUAAGGCUAUGCAGGUUUUUCGUGAAAUGAAGAGUUCUGGAAUUGCAGGAAAUGUAUAUAGCUAUAGUAUCCUGAUUGAGGGUUUCUGCAGAUACGGAAAUGUAGAGAUAGGUCUUAGCUUGCUCGAGGAAAUGGAGAGAUGUAAUAUUAAACCCCCCAUUAUCACCUAUAGCUCGGUUUUAAAAGGACUCUCGAGGAAUGGCUUCAUGGAGAUUGCUCUGAAUUUGUUCAAGAAGAUAGGGGCAUCUGGAUGUGAAUAUGACACUCGUGCUUACAACAUUUUGAUUGCUGGAUUUUCUGAGCAGGGUGAUAUGGAAUCUGCAAAUAGACUUAUAGAGGAUAUGAUGGAUAAUAAUUUGGCUCCUGAUUAUUUCAGCUAUGAGAGUAUGAUCGUAGGUUUUUGUAAAAUCGGUUCCUGCAAUAAGGCCUUGAACUUUCUUGAUAUCAUGGUAGAAGCUGGUUUCUUGCCCCGCCCUUACUUGUUCAAUCGUAUUGUACACGAAUACUGCAGUAAAGGGCAGGUCGAGCAAGCCUUGGAAUUGAUCGAUAAAAUGACAAUCCUGGGCGUUUCUCCUAAUGUGUUUACCUAUUCUGCAGUUGUUAACAGGCUGUGCAAAGAGCACAAGUUGAGGAAGGCAUUAGAGGUUAUUCCUGUAAUGCUUAAAUCCAACCAACCCCCUAACGAUGUAAUUUAUAGCAUCCUCAUUGACGGCCUUGCUAAGCAGGCGAGCCCGGGGAAGGCCUUAGUGUUGUAUACAAGAAUGUUGAAGGUUGGGAUUUGUCCUGAUGUGAUCACAUUAACCAUUCUGAUUAAUGUGUUAGGCUAUGCAGGAAGAGUGGGAGAGGCAUAUAAGUUAUUCAGAGAAAUGAACUCUGAGGGCAUAGAUCUCGAUAACUAUGUGUAUACCUCAAUGAUAGCUGCAUUUUGUCGGAAUGGAGAUAUGACGAAGGCAUGGAAUCUGUUCCAGGAGAUGACGAGGGAGGGUGCCUCACCUUCUGUUGUUACAUACACAUGCCUAAUUGAUGGAUUUCUCAAGAUUAGACGCACGGAUAUAGCUGACAUGCUUAUAAAUGAAAUGAAUCGGAAGACGAUCUGCCAUGAUUUGGUAUUCUACCGGGUCCUGCUCCGUGAGUGCCAAACGCUUCGAAAUGUUGACAGAGCGCAGCAUCUAUUCGUUGAAAUGAAAAAUAGGGGAAUAAUAACAGAUUAAAUACCUCUAGCACACUAGGACUCUAAAUAGGAGCAUGCUUGAUUCCAUUGUGUCGUAACGUUACUACUACCUGUGGUUUUCACACUGCAAAUUGCUGAAUAUAUUGUUAUUGGCGUCAACCGACUUUCAAUGGUUUGUUCUGCCCUGCUGAGCUCAGUGGACACAAGGAGAGUGAUCAAGAGCUCCAAAUGAAGUGAAGUGCCGCCAAAAACCUGCAGAUGUCGCUGCACUAGCUAUGCAAUAUGGCCUAUGAUAGAGUACGGAGACAAAGUAGUUUAUGCUCUCUUCCUUAUAUGGCCAAGCAUGGGAAGGCAUUAGUAGAGCAUUCUUAUUAUAUGCUUCAUGUGUGAACUACUUUUGUGCAAGUAUUGAUCAAAGUAUCUGUAUGCGGUUGAUUAGAAAUUCUCCCUGGAAAUCGAUGAGGAAACUGAUUUCUCAAGGAACGUGAUAUUGGCUCAAAAUAUGCCUUUCUAUUGCUGUUUUAACGAAGAGUGGUUUCGAUCUUUGCAGCCUUGCAAGAGUGCCGCUUGGAUAUACUAUGGUGAAACGCCGGUACAUCACUGCAGCUGGAGGAAGAUUUUACAUAUAAAGCAUUGAUGUGACAGGAAGCUAGAUUCUUGAGAUGCAUCUUCUCCAGCAUAAGAUUCUGGAGUUUAAUCUCUCAUCUGUUCUAAGCUUCGUCUUUUGGUUGUGCCCACAGGCCACAAAAUUGCUACAUCUCGGACGGAUUGGUUUUCUUCUAACUGAACAUCGUUAUUUUUUUUGAAGUUAUAGAGAAAACGAGCAAAUGAACUUUGAUUUUUAUGCAUUUGUGAAAUUGAAAAUUUCAAUAAUAUUUUUUGGAAUCAAACUAAAUAGUAGUACUAUAUAAAACAAAACAAACAAUGCUAAAAGUAGCGGUGGUGCUCACCUAUAUAACACCGAUACGCCACCCUGUUGCCGUAUCACGUAUCGGAUACGUAUCCGAUACCGAUACGCAACGGAUACACCGUCGAUACGUAUCCUGGGCGUAUCCGCGAGCUGGGCCGUAUUGGGCCGGGAAACCUCAGAUUCGAUACGUAUCCUUCGGCGUAUCCGCGAGCUGGGCCGUAUUGGGCCUUCAUCCUCCUCUAUCUGCAAAGAUCUGAGGUUCUCCUCUUCGAAAUCAACGUCCAUCUCUGUCGAAGAACUUCGCAACUUUCAAUUUACGAACUUCAAUCCGAUUUGGGAACAAAAUUGACAGUUAAUCGGAUAUGAAGAAGAAGAAGAAGAAGAAGAAGAAGAAAGGGGAGGCGCCGCUAUUGCCUCAACUAGGGAUUGAAGAAAAUUGGAAAUGGGAGAAUGAAUUGGGCAAGAAGUAGUCACGAUGGAAAAGGAGUAUAUUUGGGGCUCAUUUUUUGGGCCAAUUUAUUACUCCAUUAACUUUGUCUAAUUUUGUAACUAUAAAUAAAUAUUUUGAUCAAUAUUAUUGGUAAUAUGGAUAAGUAUAACCAAAAAAUCGAUGUGGUGUAAUCGACCAUAAAAGAAAUUGACUUUAGCUUUUAAUAUUUUGUAAUUUUAUUAUUUUUAUUUGUAUAAUAACAUUAGAAUAUCUAUUUUGUAA
Messenger RNA from Salvia splendens (bonfire salvia), 3949 nucleotides. Its product is annotated as putative pentatricopeptide repeat-containing protein At5g59900. The transcript has 3 exons. The record is from RefSeq and is a predicted model, not a curated record. Gene Ontology annotation, molecular function: protein binding. Bases 178 to 2367 code for a protein of 729 amino acids. Lineage: Eukaryota; Viridiplantae; Streptophyta; Magnoliopsida; Lamiales; Lamiaceae.